ACAAAAUUAGGUCAUCAAAUUUCAGAUUCAAAAUAUGGAUUUCUACACUUACGCUUUCGAAACCGAUUUCUCCGGCGAAUUUCCGAUGGAAUUUGAAUCUCCGGCAUGGGAAACAACGAUGAAUUUCAACAAUUCUUUCCAAUUCAACGAUCAGAUGAUUCAAGAGACAUCGGAGACGACGACGACUACGACAUCAUCAGACCUGGAGAUUACAUCGAAUUCCGGGCAGAAUCCGGCGAUGGAGAAGUCGUACAGGGGAGUAAGGAAGAGACCGUGGGGGAAAUUCGCGGCGGAGAUAAGAGAUUCGACUAGAAACGGAGUUAGGGUUUGGUUAGGAACUUUUGACAGUGCGGAAGCAGCUGCUAUGGCGUACGAUCAAGCUGCGUUUGCUAUGAGAGGGAUGACGGCUAUAUUGAACUUUCCGGUGGAGAAAGUUCAGGAAUCGUUGAAGGAGAUGAAGUAUAGUUCGGAGGAAGGGAGUUCGCCGGUGAUGGCGUUGAAGAAGAGACAUUCGAUGAGGAAGAGGAAGAAUAGUAGUAGUAAUAUGAGUUGGAAAAGAAGAGAGAAAGAAGGGAAAGUUGUGUUGGAAGAUUUGGGAGCUGAGUAUUUGGAAGAACUAUUGAGUUCUGCUGAAAGUGGUAGUAAUCAUCAUCUUCAUCAUCCAUGGUGAAAAUUUGGGUAUUGUUUAUUAUUUGAAGAUUAUGUUGUUGUUUUUAGAAGAUGAUGAUAAGAUAUAAUGGGAGAGAAAUUGCUUAUUUUUUUCUUCAAAUUGUUUAUUAGUAUUAUUAUUAUUAUUUAGGAUGAAUUCAUGAUGGUGGAGUUGAAAUCUAUGAUCAAUUCAAUCCAUAUAUUGUAAUUUAGGGGAAAUUUUAAUG
This is a messenger RNA of Impatiens glandulifera, 875 nucleotides long. RefSeq names its product ethylene-response factor C3-like. The transcript has a single exon. Gene Ontology annotation, biological process: regulation of DNA-templated transcription; ethylene-activated signaling pathway. The record is from RefSeq and is a predicted model, not a curated record. NCBI's taxonomy places the organism in Eukaryota, Viridiplantae, Streptophyta, Magnoliopsida, Ericales, Balsaminaceae. Bases 35 to 670 code for a protein of 211 amino acids. Gene Ontology annotation, molecular function: DNA binding; DNA-binding transcription factor activity.